Messenger RNA from Pseudoliparis swirei, 1495 nucleotides. RefSeq names its product exocyst complex component 8-like. Gene Ontology annotation, biological process: Golgi to plasma membrane transport; intracellular protein localization; exocytosis. NCBI's taxonomy places the organism in Eukaryota, Metazoa, Chordata, Actinopteri, Perciformes, Liparidae. The record is from RefSeq and is a predicted model, not a curated record. Gene Ontology annotation, cellular component: exocyst. The transcript has 3 exons. Bases 32 to 721 code for a protein of 229 amino acids.
ACACGCCUUCGUGGUGUGGUCCAAAUCGGCCAUGAGGAUGUUUGUGGACGCCUUCAGCAAGCAGGUGUUCGACAGUAAGGAGGGCUUGUCCACAGCAGCCGAGUGUGUGAAAGUGGCCAAGGAGCAUUGUCAGCAGCUGACCGACAUCGGCCUGGACCUGACCUUCACCCUGCAGUCCCUGCUGGUCAAAGACAUCAAGGCGGCCCUGCAGAGCUACAACGACGUCAUCAUCGAGGCCACCAAGCACCGCAACUCCGAGGAGAUGUGGAGGAGGAUGAACCUCAUGACCCCCGAGGCUCUCGCUAAACUCAAGGACGAGAUGCGCAGCUGCGGCGUCGGCAGCUUCGACCAGUACACCGGCGACGACUGCUGGGUGAACCUGAGCUACACCAUCGUGGCCUUCACCAAGCAGAUGAUGGGCUUCCUGGACGAAGGCCUGAAGCUCUACUUCCCCGAGCUGCACAUGGUGCUGCUGGAGAGCCUGAGGGAGAUCAUCCUGGUGGCCGUGCAGCACGUGGACUACAGCCUGCGCUGCGAGCAGGACCCGGAGAAGAAGGCCUUCAUCAUGCAGAACGCCACCUUCCUCCACGACACCGUGCUGCCGGUGGUGGAGCGGAGGUUUGAGGAGUGCGUGGGCAAGCCCGCCAAACAGCUGCAGGACCUGAGGAAGAGCACCAGGCCGGUUCGGAUCAACCCGGAGAGCACCAUCUCCAUGGUGUGAAGCUGCACGAAAAGAAUGACGUGCUCCUCCGCUGACUGUCGUGGCAAUUACUUUCGGAAUAGCUGCCAGGUGUUGGUUGUUUUGAGGUUCGCAGGACAGGAAAUGACAGAAUGCAUCAUGGAGAACGGAGGAAUACGAUACCUCGAGAGGGGUCUGUGUAAACCACUAUUUGUACCGACUCGCACAAAAAUUGCCUUUCGAUGUCGGCUAAUAUUGAUGAGAAAUGAUCAGAUCUGUGAGAGACGACCCAUUGGAAAUGUCCCAUUUGUCAGUGGAAAAUUCAUUUUGAUCUACGUUCUAAUUUGCCACAUUGCAGUGUGUUUUCAUGUCAGUGCGUGUGUGUGUGUGUGUGUGUGUGUGUGUGUGUGUGUGUGGACACAUUUGUAUGAUCGUUAAAUUAAUACGGGACACAUUUCAAGCAGCUGAUGAAUAUAUAUAUAUACAUCUUCUGAUCAGACGGGUUAUGAGCAGUUUUGUGCUUGUGUUACCCAAUUCUCUCUAAUAAUUUCAAAAAACAACUUAUUAAAGCUAUUGGUAAACAAAUCCUCAUCUCAAUGGAUUGUGUACGUACUCUCCAUCAAAAAGUAAAGUAAUAUAUUAUGGUGUUUGAUUCCGACUCACUGGACUGCUGAGGCACUAAAUAUCAUUCACACAUAGGACCCAUGGAAGGGACGACUGAAGAGGAGACGCACUGUUGCCUGUUCACUGUUCUGAUAGUUCAGUUUGUGUUGGAGACAAACACAUGAAAUGAAAUAAAGAUCUUCAUGCACAGUC